AUGGCUCUUUCAAGCAAAAAAGCAUCUGAUAGCACAAACCAAGAAAUAGACACUGAAGAAUUAUCUCCAGAAGGAUCAAUGGAGCAUCAGCAUCAACUAAGUGCUGAUGACGACAAUAAUAAUACUGAGGCACAAGAAAAUGUCACGUGUCAACAGCCAGAUAGUGAACCAUCUGAAAUGUGCAAUAACGUCAACGCUGAAUUUAUUUUACAAGGUGCAGCAGCAAGUUCAAUUGUUUCAAGUCCAUCUCAAGAUAAUAUUGAUGAUGAUAUUCGCUAUUAUUAUUAUCAUGGUGUCGAUGAUAAACAAUUUAAUUUCGGUUUUUAA
Entrophospora candida is the source of this 327-nucleotide messenger RNA. The record is from the annotation of a GenBank genome assembly. NCBI's taxonomy places the organism in Eukaryota, Fungi, Glomeromycota, Glomeromycetes, Entrophosporales, Entrophosporaceae.